Molecule: messenger RNA, 973 nt
Organism: Clarias gariepinus (North African catfish)
Lineage: Eukaryota; Metazoa; Chordata; Actinopteri; Siluriformes; Clariidae
Exons: 3
Coding region: 88-444 (118 amino acids)
Source: RefSeq, a predicted model, not a curated record
CCCUAACCUGGUAUCUCUUACACACACACAUUCACAUACACUGGGAAACACAUUCAUUGUGCUGCUGAGGACUUCAUUGCUGUAAACAUGUCUUUAAAUCACUUUGUCGAUGCUGCAGUUGACAAAGCAGCUUUGGCUGCCAAAAAGAAGGCGAAAUCCUUAUUUGUAGGCGGUGGAGGAGCAGACUCAAAAACACCAAGCAAGUCAGGAGGGAUUGGAGGCCUUUUUCCCUCUGCCGGGGACUCGGGUAACGGCGGCAAAGAUAAAAAAGGAGGACUGUUUGGAGGUCUGCUUUCAACAUCCCAGGGCGAGAACCCUGGAGCAGGUGCAGGAGGUGCAGCGGCCGCAGGAGGGGCAGGAGGUGCAGGAGUUUCAGUACAAGCUGCCGGAGGUGGAACAGAAAACCAGGAUUUCAACUCGGCAAUCGACGAGCUUUCGUUUUAAGACGAAAGAGCCAGAUGUUUCUAAAAAUAUCACCAAAAUAAUACUGCAGUUGUUGAAUUUCUGCUGAGCGGAGCUGGAUAGAACGAAGACAACCGGAAAGGCUUGAAAAGCUGUUGUGCGUAUGAAAUGGCAAAUUAAGAUGCUACAAUUCAGCCAAUUCAUAUCCAUCAACAAAUGUCAACCAGUAAUAGUAGAUACAGUAUAAUUGUUUGGUGUAAUUCUAUAAAUAACAUUUUUAUACUAAAUAAUUUAUAAAUAUUUUGACAUUGAAACAGUCACGUGUGCACUAUUACAAAAACUCUAUCAAAUUAUCGGGUAUUUUAACGUAAGCUGUUUUUUUCCCUCUUUUGGCCUUUGAUGCAAAACCCCACUCAGAGCUUAGCUGUUUAUAAGCUAACAUUCUGAAAGCUCUUCUGUUUGAAUAAGGAGCAUCCAAUUUAUUUGCAUGGAUAACUAUAUAUUGUAAUGAAAAUAAAAUUAUUUGAAUAAAAAAAAACUUGGUUGUAGAUGUCUGUUUAACCCAAAGUCC